Messenger RNA from Lactuca saligna, 900 nucleotides. The record is from the annotation of a GenBank genome assembly. NCBI's taxonomy places the organism in Eukaryota, Viridiplantae, Streptophyta, Magnoliopsida, Asterales, Asteraceae.
AUGAGAAACAAAGGAAGCAAGUACCCCAUUGCCUUCAAGCCGAUCCUACUCGUCGUCUUCUUCCUCCUGGUUUUUGUUUUGGUAAUAUUACUCAGGUCAUCAUCUUUACCAACAUCCUUUCAAGCUUCAUCUGUUACCUCUGAUUCAAACCUACCCACCACCACCAACCCAACAUCUUGCCCUCCUCUGCAACACCAAUUAUCGGCCUCUCAAACAUGCAACAAGCUUUCUCCGGCCACUGCCGAGACACUCGUUCACUACGUCACUUCAAACAUAACCCCACAACAAACCUACAAAGAAAUCUCCGUCAGCCUCAGGGUUCUAUUGAAGAAAUCCCCUUGUAAUUUCUUGGUUUUCGGACUCGGUUUCGACAGUCCAAUGUGGGCCACGCUCAACCACGGCGGCCGGACGGUGUUCCUAGAAGAAGACAAGUCAUGGAUCCAGCAAAUCCAGUCAAAAUUCCCGAAUUUGGAGUCGUACCACGUCGUGUACGACACGAAGGUGGCGCGUGCGUCGGAGCUGAUGGAGAUAGGGAAGAGGGAGGAGUGUAACGUGGUCGGAGAUCCGAGGGUCUCUGGGUGCGAGCUGGCAAUGAAAGGGAACUUGCCGGAGGAGGUGUAUGAAGUGGAAUGGGAUUUGAUAAUGGUGGAUGCUCCGACUGGGUACCACGAUGAAGCUCCGGGGAGGAUGAAGGCGAUAUACACGGCGGGGUUAAUGGCGCGGAACAGGGAGGAGGGGGAGACGGAUGUUUUUGUGCACGACGUUAAUAGGGUGGUGGAAGAUGAGUUUUCGAAGGUGUUUCUGUGCGAAGGGUAUUUGAGCGAGGAAGAAGGAAGGCUGAGGCGUUUCACAAUACCAAGUCACAGGACUCGGUCUGGUAGACCGUUUUGCCCUCUUUAG